AUGAAGAAAGAAAUAAAAAACAGAAAGAGGGAAGCAAGAAAAGGGCCCAAGAUAAAGAGGAAGGUCGAGACUGCCCAACGGGAGCCCCCUAAGGUUGUAUUGAAAGACAAGGAGAAAAUCUCAGCUCCCAAAAAUGAAGACUUGGGAAAUAAGGAUCAGAUAGAGAGUUCCAAGUCAUCCAAGAAUGUCAGGUGGAAAUACGAAGGAGAUGAGCCUCUAAAUGACUGGACCAAGCUACCCCCAGGAUGGACCAAUCUUGAGCGCGAUCUUGACCCUCAAGAUCUAGAGGCGCAAAUCCAACGGUGUCAUGAGAGAAUCGAAGAAAAUAUGAUGACCUAUAUUUUCGAAAACAGGCUUAAAUAUGCCCCGUAUAAGGACCUUAAGCUGCCAUGGUCUGUGAUAAAACGUAUCAAGAUCCUUGACUCAAUACAUGAGAUGACAAAGAAGGAUGGUGAUCCUCUAGAGGAGAUUUCCAAUAUCCAAGCUAUUAUAGAAGCCUACAAGUCGGAGACAAUCAAGUUGGAUGGAUUGGUUACUUACUGGUCACAUGGAAAACUAGUUGGCGGCCCAAAGGAAUUUACAGUGGAAGAGUUUAGAGAAGUCAAUAGGGCAAAUAAAGGACAUAAAGGGUUUUGGGUAGAAGGAUUUGAAUUUUGCCUCAGACUCGGUCCAGAUCUUGCAAAUAGUGCAAAUCCUGAACGUGCUUACGCUCCAAUUGAACUGGAGUUUAGGGACGACACCGGGGCUGAUGUGAUGCUGAUUUUUAGAGAUGACCUAGAAAUACUCCAGGGUCCUCCUCCUCCGGACAUACUACCUGGUCAGAGCCGUGUGCCAUUUGAGCAAGUCAUGGGUUUAGCCUAUCUGGGUGACGCAAGCCAACAAAAUACUGCCACGCCAAUUUACCUUGUCGAAGUCAAUAUGUAUAACUUGAGGGUAGCAGAUGAUGGCGAUGAAAAUCGCCGAUUUCUUAAGGAUGAGUGGACCCCAAUACGGUGCGCUGUCAACCAGACUGUCGAUUCAAUAACCGAAGAUGGUCAGCCGCGUCAAAGACUUAGCGGCCCUUGGAUGCGACGCCAGCUUUACCAAGCGACAGCACCGGAACCUGAGCGCGAUAGACACGCUUAUAUUAGCACUGACAAAAAUGAUCUGAUGGAUAUCUUACCAGACAUCGAUGUCAGCAACGAGACUUAUGAAAGACGUUGGCCAUGGAAACAGGAGAACAGUAUCAUAGGUGGAGCAAUUGGAGAGCUGGAGGCAGAAGCUAGCAGAAGAGAGAGGCUGAGGAGGAGAGUUAAAAGAGUUCUUGGUCAGGGCCGUACUGAUCCCCAGUAUGAAUACAGGCUGGUCGGCAUCGAAGAUAUACCUGAGCGACUUCCAGGAGACAACAUUCAAAUCUCCAAUGCGCGAUGGGAUGCAGGCACAAAUGAGUACAAAGUUUGGACGCCACCGCCUUGA
Messenger RNA from Penicillium taxi, 1455 nucleotides. RefSeq lists its product as uncharacterized. The coding region runs from base 1 to 1455 and encodes 484 amino acids. The transcript has 3 exons. The record is from RefSeq and is a predicted model, not a curated record. NCBI's taxonomy places the organism in Eukaryota, Fungi, Ascomycota, Eurotiomycetes, Eurotiales, Aspergillaceae.